Pestalotiopsis fici W106-1 is the source of this 255-nucleotide messenger RNA. Its product is annotated as cytochrome b5. Gene Ontology annotation, cellular component: intracellular membrane-bounded organelle; membrane. NCBI's taxonomy places the organism in Eukaryota, Fungi, Ascomycota, Sordariomycetes, Amphisphaeriales, Sporocadaceae. The record is from RefSeq and is a predicted model, not a curated record. The transcript is spliced from 2 exons. Bases 1 to 255 code for a protein of 84 amino acids. Gene Ontology annotation, molecular function: heme binding.
AUGUCCAAGUCAUUUUCAAAGAAGGAGGUCGCGGAUCACAAGACCGAGGCUGACGGCAUUUACAUCAUUGUCGACGACGGUGUCUACGACGUUACAAAGUUCAUCGACGAGCACCCAGGCGGCUCCAAGAUCCUCAAGCGCAUGGCCGGAAAGGACUCGACGAAGCAGUUCUGGAAAUACCACGGGAAGAAUGUCCUCGAAAAGUACGGGCCGAAGCUGAAGAUUGGAACGGUCAAGGAGGAAGCUAAGCUGUGA